UUUUUACCUCAGUAGAGGUGCGGGGCCACGCCUUCCCGCGCCAACCUCCAGGCAACAACGGGCUUCCCGUCCCUCUUGCGAAUUGCAGCCGGGUAAACGUCGCUUACUGUGUGCUUCAGGAACAUGGUGCCAAAACCCAACAUCUGCGACGAUUUUUUAUUCUCAAGCAUCUCAUCCCAUCACUUCCGAUUUGCACACUCCACAAGGAGAAUAAGCCAUCUGCGUCCCGUAUUCUCAAUCACGGCUGGCAAUUGGGACUCCCGCCAUGGCCGAGUCUCGCUUUGAGUCGGAGCAGUACAUGUCCGAGGCAUUCGUCGAGAGUGCAGGCGCAGUUCUGUUCCGUCUCUCUUCCCGGGAGGUCUGCGUGCUUCACAUCCUGAAGCGUGGCGAGUAUGUGCUGGCCAAGGGACGGCGAAAUUGCGGAGAGCCUCGCCACCUGACCGCCCUGCGCGAGGUCACCGAAGAGACCGGCUUUGCCUGCCGGCUCCUUCCCGUGAACAUGCACACUCGAGCCCCGCCGGCGGUGGAACCCGAGCAGUUAGACGACCGGGCACGUUUUUACACCGGUAUUUGCGAGCCUUUCACCUUGCAAAUCCGCCGCCUUGGUGAAGGUCAAAUCAAGCUCAUUUGGUGGUUUGUCGCUGCUGUGGACGAGGAAACGCCACCCAAGGAAUCGCCCGAGAAGGACAGAUACGCGGUGGAAUUCCUCAGCUACACGGAAGUUCUGGACAAGUUGACGUUCCAGAUGGAUCGCGAGAUGGUCAAGAAAGCCAUUGAACUGGUGGAGAACACAUACCCGGGGUGAAACGGAUGUGGUGGAACGCUCUCGCUGGUCACGCUUGAUCAUGGAUUCCUUCCAACGCAUCGGAAUGCAGUGGGUAAAGGCGGGCCUGGCCCCAAGCACGUGGGCGUCGUC
Messenger RNA from Thermothielavioides terrestris NRRL 8126, 916 nucleotides. RefSeq lists its product as uncharacterized. Gene Ontology annotation, molecular function: bis(5'-nucleosyl)-tetraphosphatase (asymmetrical) activity. Lineage: Eukaryota; Fungi; Ascomycota; Sordariomycetes; Sordariales; Chaetomiaceae. The transcript has a single exon. Gene Ontology annotation, biological process: ATP biosynthetic process; AMP biosynthetic process. The coding region runs from base 266 to 805 and encodes 179 amino acids. The record is from RefSeq and is a predicted model, not a curated record.